AUGAUUUCUCUGAGUUUGGCCUCACUCAUCGUGCCCUUAAUCCUUGGAUUUCAGUGGAAAUUCCUCAAGGGACCAAAUAACGAUAAUAACGACAACAAGGAGGUGGAACUGGGGUUACGAAUGCCGCCUGUCAGUACUAUCCACAAUAUCAUAUGCAAUUGCGACUCUCAUAGAAACUACAGCACCGCUAUGUUUGACAAAAGUGUACGAACUGGGACUUGGGGCCAUCCCAAAGUUUUAAAUCAUGUGGAGGCGGGUCCGAAAUUCGAUAGUGACUCUCCCGGAACGGAUUUCUCUGAACAAUCAGUUUUCGAAUAUGCCGGAGUUUCACGAUCAAGAUAUGUACAGAUAUUAGUUAGCAAAUUAGUUGAAUAUGGUCGGUCAGUAUGGUCAUGGACUGAAGGAUAUCUACAUCUACUUGAAUUAAGUUAG
This is a messenger RNA of Morchella importuna, 432 nucleotides long. RefSeq lists its product as uncharacterized. The record is from RefSeq and is a predicted model, not a curated record. The coding region runs from base 1 to 432 and encodes 143 amino acids. The transcript has 3 exons. Lineage: Eukaryota; Fungi; Ascomycota; Pezizomycetes; Pezizales; Morchellaceae.